UGCAGUAACAGUAACUGCAGUUUUUAAGGUGUAGGAGUUUGUAGUGAGUUCUAUUAAUUUCAUUGACAAAAUGGCAACUUUUUUUGGUGAAGUAGUAUUUCCAGUUUCACGAGCAUUUUGGGAUGAUGAAGAUGAAAGCAGUACAAGUGGAUGUGCAGUUAAUCAACCUGAAUUUUUUGUCCGAUGGUUAGAAGAAAAACCAUCAAAAAUUGAGACUUUAAUUGUAAUUGAAGGCGAAAUGUUAAUCGAUUUUUCAAGAGGAUGUUUAUGCCCAGAUUUAAAGGAAGUAUGUUUCGUGGAAGAUGACAAGCAAAAGAAAAUGUUUACAAUUUAUGAAGUCAGUGGUGAGGUUUAUUUAUGUAUUGUGACUUCAAGUUUUGACGUAAAACUAUCUGGUAAACUAGUAGAAAAAAUAGGUGAUAUUAUAUUGAGUGCAAAAAAUACAAUUUGUAUAACAUGUCGUCAUAUAUCACAAUUUAAAAGCAAGAAUAUACCAGCAGUACCAUCCUUCUUAAGAAUGUUAACUACAAAAAAUGGAGAGAAUAUUUGUAAAUGGAAAGAACCACUUUUAGAGCAACCAAAUAUUAUAUAUGGAGUAACAGCAGGAGUAUUGUCAUAUGCCCAAAUUAUGGAACUACCUUCAGUUUUGUAUGUUUUAUAUGCAGACAGUUUUGUACUGGAUUCAUUAUCUGCAGAACCUCUUUUAAAAUUAUUUGCAGCAAUGAAUUAUACAUUACAUGAUGUUACAUUUUCUGGAAAAGAUUUUUUUAAUAAAGGCAACCUAUACAUGUAA
This is a messenger RNA of Eufriesea mexicana, 793 nucleotides long. It is a transcript of the gene PSMG1, whose product is annotated as Proteasome assembly chaperone 1. Gene Ontology annotation, cellular component: endoplasmic reticulum. The record is from RefSeq and is a predicted model, not a curated record. The coding region runs from base 71 to 793 and encodes 240 amino acids. Gene Ontology annotation, biological process: proteasome core complex assembly. NCBI's taxonomy places the organism in Eukaryota, Metazoa, Arthropoda, Insecta, Hymenoptera, Apidae. The transcript has 5 exons. Gene Ontology annotation, molecular function: proteasome binding.